AUGGAGGAGCGGGAGAGGGGGGCGAGGUCGGCUCGCGCCGGCAGCCCUGCGCGCCCGCCCAGCCCGCGGCUGGAUGUCAGCUCUGACAGCUUCGACCCACUGCUGGCCCUGUACGCGCCUCGCCUGCCUCCCAUCCCCUACCCCAACGCGCCCUGCUUCAACAACCUGGCCGAGUACGAGAGCUUCCUCAGGACCGGGUGCCGGGGCGGCGGGCGCGGACGGGCGCGGGGCGCGGCCGCGGGCUCUGGGGGCCCCGCUACCGCCGCCGCCGGGCCCUUGGGCAGGACCCGCCGCCGCCCGGACAUCCCCGCCCCGGACCCCGAGCGCAUCCAGCGCCUCCGCCGCCUCAUGGUGGCCAAGGAGGAAGGGGACGGGGCCGCCGGGGCGCGGCGGCGGGGUCCGGGUCGGAGCAGGAAGGCGCCGCGCAACGUGCUCACGAGAAUGCCCUUGCACGAAGGCAGCCCUCUGGGUGAACUCCAUCGUUGUAUCCGGGAGGGGGUGAAGGUGAAUGUUCACAUCCGCACUUUCAAGGGACUUCGGGGCGUCUGUACGGGCUUCCUUGUUGCAUUUGACAAGUUCUGGAAUAUGGCACUUACUGAUGUGGAUGAGACCUACCGAAAACCUGUUCUAGGCAAAGCAUAUGAACGGGAUUCUUCAUUGACUCUCACUAGGCUCUUUGAUCGACUAAAACUGCAGGAUUCCUCCAAGAAGGAAACAGAUUCCAAGUCUGCAGUUGAAGACUCCACUCUGUCCAGAUACUCCCAGACAUCCACCUGGAAGGUGGCUUCAGUGUGGGGAAGAGGAGACACUGACCGGGGUUCACGCAGUCGUUCCCGUUCCGUCCCUUCUUCCCUGCAGGCAUCGGCAAGGGAGGAGUCCAGGUCAGAGCUGUCAGGGAGGACUACACAGACAGAAGGGUCGAGUGCGGGAGGUACCUUUUCCAGGGCCACCACCCUUUCCAGGGGCCAGCCACGUAAGAAAAAGCGAAAGCCCAAAGUGGAUUACCAACAGGUAUUCACUCGACACAUAAAUCAGAUUUUCAUUCGAGGCGAGAAUGUCCUGCUGGUUCAUCUUGCACAGUGACCAGCUCGGCCUCACUUGAGCUUUGGUUUUUAGAAAUAAAAUGCAUGAAUCGCUGCUAUGCUAUAUCCUAGUAUCCCAGUGAAGCUAUUAGUUGGAAUGAUUCCCUCUGGUCUGGCAUGUGCAGAGCAUAGAGCCAGGCUCGGGCCCUCUGGGAGAUGCGGUCCCUGAAGGGGAAACAGGCCUUGAGAGGGUGGGUGGGUGUUUGCAUUAAUAUCAAAGGCAAAAGCUGUACAGAGGUACAUGCAUCUUAUUUGGUAUCGUGGUCUACUUCAGACACUCAAACCAAAUACUAGAUUUGAAUUAGGGAGCAUGGUAUGAAUUGAAUUCACACAGACAGUAUAGCACGGUGAAGGAAAAAACCACCUCAAAAAGAAUGAUCCCAUUUCUAAAAGCUAGUGCCCUGAGUACUCAUAAAUUUGUUUCUAAGAGUAGCAGUAGAAAUCACUCUGAGCCCUGAAGCCACAUCUUGUAACUGACCUUUGAAUUUUGCUCUACACCAUUCUCUCUUGAUCAAGAAAUGUAAUUUGUUAUCUUUUAAUAUCUAUAAGAUAUAAGAACGCCACCAGUUUAUGUAAGAGUGAAAUUUGGGUAGGUGGUAUGCUCAAAGCGUCUAGCAAUGAAUGCUGUGUUUUUAUCCCUCUCCACUUUAUGGAAAGAAAUAUGGGACCUUGUUGUUGGUCUUCCUCUUGCCAGAGGUAGCUUCUGCAGAUGGUAUACCAGAUGGGACUCUAAGAGGCUCUUGUCCUUCUCUUUCACUUCUGUGGCAUGGUGCUAGUGCAUGUACCCUGUGUAUUGCCCCUCUGUAUAUGGUGUGACCUGUCCUGUGAGCUUUAUGUCAGGAGACUGUGACCUUCAUGUCUGGCUUCAAAGAGUUCUGCAUGGACUCAAUAAUACACACUCAUCAUGUGGCUGAGAGUACUCUCUCCAGGCAGGGCUGGCCCCUGUCUAGAGUAUCUUUUAGGAUGAUUUCCAUGAAACAGGGGUGGAGUUUUAUUCCCUUGUGUCAGGCCAAAGAGGUUCUCACGAAGUACAACGGUGGUGUCUGUAAGGGACACUUUACUCAGCCUGGCUUGAGUAACAGGAACACUAGACCACCUGCUACUACUUCUGCUUGAACCAUGUGCUUUUCCAAUCACCAGUGCAAAAUAGGCUAUAUCUUGACACAGACUGUUAGGCAAUGUUGACCUUUUGUUUUGUUAGUUUAUACAUUAUUUGGUUUUAUUUUAGAUAACUUAGGUUCAAAGUGAGAAUGAUAAAUAGCUAACUAGUUAAAACGUUUGAAAAGAAAAACUUCAUCUGCUGUAUUUGUCGUGUUACUUAAAUAAGCCUUCUGAGAAGCGGGUGAAUCAAGUUCAAGGAGCUGGGACUCUGGCUCAUCAUGUAGUGAGAGAGAGCAGACUAACCCCUCUGUGCCUCAGUUUUUUCCCACCAGACACCUACCUCACAGGGGCACUGAGUAAAAGAAUUUGGGGAAGGCAUUUUAAAGUCUUUUAACACGUGUAAGUGCCAUGAGUGAUUUUUACUCACCCUGUUUCAUAGCUUGGUAAAAGUUCAGUGUUUCAUGAGCAAGGUAGGUGCUAUAUAAUAUCAGAGAGUAAUCUCCAUAGGUGUCACAGUUAUGAUCUUGUUAUCAUCAAAAAGCAGUGAUAUCUUCAGGAGCUGUUUUCCAUGUUCCGUUCCUUCCUCCUAAGGGACAAUGGAAGUGCUCAAAAGAGUAUCUUCAGUAAAAGAAGAGGGGUAUUUCCUUGCUGCCCCCUCCCCCGCAUCCCAGCCCCCACCCUCUUCUGGUCACGAUGAGAGGGAAUUCCGCUGCACUUUCUGAGGGGUUUAUAUGGCAGCACCGAAGGAAGGAUGCGCACCUAAAAACAACGCAUCCCCAAAGGGGCAUCUGUGGAAGGUGUUUUGUUUUGUUUAUUUGAUUUUGUUUCAAAAUGCAUUUUAAAUAUACUCUUUAGAGCCAGAUUAGGUGCACUAAACAUUUAGAGAAGUUCUAGGUUACAAACGCUCGUGAACACUUAUCUUUGGAAUCUGCCAGUCUAAAUCUCUUCUAAACAGUAUGUCUAAAAUCUCAGUUCCCCAAUUAGUAGUUGUCUUGUUUAAUCAUCAGGCACCCCUGCCUCUACCUCUUUACCAGUCCUCCCUGUUUGGCAGUCGCCAUCUGUCUGUCCUCUUGUCCCUCAGCUAGAAGCUGUAAUGGUUACUAGAUUUUCCCAAUAAAGUGGAAAUUUGGAAUCAAAAGGAAUAUAAUCAACUUCCAUUCAUUGUAGUGCCUGAU
Eubalaena glacialis (North Atlantic right whale) is the source of this 3358-nucleotide messenger RNA. RefSeq names its product LSM11, U7 small nuclear RNA associated (gene LSM11). Gene Ontology annotation, cellular component: U7 snRNP. Bases 1 to 1083 code for a protein of 360 amino acids. The record is from RefSeq and is a predicted model, not a curated record. Gene Ontology annotation, molecular function: U7 snRNA binding. Lineage: Eukaryota; Metazoa; Chordata; Mammalia; Artiodactyla; Balaenidae. Gene Ontology annotation, biological process: mRNA 3'-end processing by stem-loop binding and cleavage. The transcript has 4 exons.